UAUUUUUAAGUUUAUAUGGAGGUGAUUAAUAACAGAGUCUUGAACAAAACUAUAGAGCGAAAUCUGUACUUUGGAAAGGGGAAUGAAAGAGUAUGAGAAGGUUUUCCUCCCUAGCUUCAAGGGCUUCUUUCACCAAUCUCUCUAAACAAAACCAUAAUUCCCUCACACCAAAAACUUCAAAUCUUGCCACCACUAGCAAUCCCAGCACUGAACAAAGGAAUUCCAACACUUCAACCGCAGCUAAAAAAGGACACUUUAUUGACCAUGAGUAUUUUACCCAGAUUCUUGCACGAAAAGACUGGUAUUUAUUGCUAAACCAUGAGUAUAAAGCCAAGAGGGUUACUUUGAAUCAACAGGCAGUUGUUAGUAUUUUGCAAAAUCAAGAAAACCCGUUACACCCUUUGAGAUUUUAUAUUUGGGUUUUGAAUAUUUGUCCCUCUUUUUCCAAGAAUCAAUCAGUUAAAGGGGUUUUAGGUAAUGUACUUUAUAGAAAAGGUCCACUUUUGUUGUCAGCUGAGCUAGUUCUCGAUAUCAAGAAUUCUGGAAAUGUAGUUACUGUUGACUUGCUUUGUGUUUUGAUUGGUAGUUGGGGGAGAUUAGGGUUAGGGAAGUAUUGUGCUGACAUUUUAGAGCAAGUUUCUUAUUUGGGGCUUGCUCCUAGUGCUAGGUUGUAUAAUGCGGUAAUCGAUGCGUUGAUCAAGUGCAACUCGCUUGACUUAGCUUAUUUAAAGUUUCAGCAAAUGCAGGUCGAUAACUGUAAUCCCGAUAGGUUUACGUAUAAUAUUCUCAUUCAUGGAGUUUGUAAGGCUGGGGUUGUGGAGGAGGCGCUCCGUCUGGUGAAACAGAUGGAGGGGGUGGGGUACUCUCCCAAUGUGUUUACUUACACAAUUUUGGUUGAGGGGUUUUGUAAUGCUAAAAGGGUAGACGAGGCAUUUGAGCUCUUCGGUGUAAUGAAGAGUAGGGGUGUUGUUCCAAAUGAAGCUACUGUAAGAUCAUUGGUUAAUGGGGUAUUUCGCUGUAUGCCACCAGAUAAGGCCUUUGAAUUGUUAUUUAGAUGGUUAGAGAAAGCUGUCUUGCCUAAUGUAGCUUGUUCUUCCAUGCUACAUUGCCUUAGUACUAAUUUUUUGCCAAGAGAAGCAGCUCAACUUUUAAGAAUAUCAAUUGAUAGAGGUUACUUACUGGAUAACUCAACUCUUAACAUUGUACUUACUUGUUUAAUCAAAGGAUUAGAGCUUGAUGAUACUUGUCGGAUGUUAGACUUCAUCACUGUUCGAGGGGUGAAGGUUAGUGUUGAUAUUUAUCUUGCACUUGCUGAUGCUCUUUAUAAAGCAGGGAGAGUAGAACAGGGGAACGGAUAUUUGGACCAGAUGUUUAAGGAUGGUCUUGUAUCUAACACAUUCUUCUAUAACCGGGUCAUUGAUUGCUUUUGCAAAAUCAAAAUGAUGGACAAAGCAUCAGAAGCUUUCAAAGAUAUGCUUCAGAGAGGUGUCACUCCCAAUGUUGUAACUUUUAACACUCUUAUUACUGGAUAUGCCAAGGUAGGAGAGGUUAAGAAGGUACAUGAGCUACUAGUCAUGCUACUGGAACAUGGUUCUCGACCAGACAUUUUUACGUUUAGUUCACUGAUUGAUAGCCUUUGUAGAGUUAACCGGAUUGGCGAUGCGUUAGACUGUUUCACAGAGAUGGUAGAAUGGGGAGUUGCUCCAAACGCUGUUACGUACAAUAUCUUAAUUCGUGCACUUUGUAUCAUCGGGGAUGUUGGUAGAUCACUGAAAUUAUUAAGAAAAAUGCAAGGUGAUGGAAUAAAAGCAGAUGUUUUCUCCUUCAACGCCUUAAUUCAAAGUUUUUGUAGAAUGAAUAAGAUUGAUGAGGCACAAACACUUCUGCUAAGCAUGUUGACGCUAGAUUUGAGCCCUGAUAAUCAUACUUAUGGUGCUUUUAUCAGAGCCUUAUGUAACUCUAGGAGAUUUGAUGAAGCCAAGAACUUGUUUUUCUCAAUGGAAGCAAAUGGAUGCGUCCCCGACGUUUUGACAUGUAAAUUAUAUCUUGAUUCAAUGAUCCAAUCAGGUCGUACUGAAGAAGCUCAGGGUGUUUUAAGGGAGUGCAGAAAAAGGGGAAUGUUAUUGGAACCCAUUACUUCUUCGUAGUAUCUUUGAUUUAGGAGUGAUUAUCCCAUAAUGCUCCCAAGCUACGCUGCUUGUUAGCGAAUCAUGAACAUAAACCUGCUCUUAAUUCAUCAGGCUGGGUUAUGCUCUAUAUUAUUGGAGCCAAAUGCACUAUAGGAAGGGAAUGAGCUGAGAAAGCAAGCAACAUUCCAGCUAUCUCUAGAUCUAAAAGAAUUGUUACUACUUGUUUCUCCGUGGGAUCAGGAAUAACUAUCUUGGUGCUUUGCAUUAAACACCUCUCUUGAUCUUAAGAAAUCUGAUUUUCAUUUCAAGGGCCUAACUUAAGGGAAAAGAAGGAAGUUACUGGCAUGGUCUUAUCAAUGACAAAGUCUAAACUGAUUUUUCUAUCCGUUAUAGAUACUUCGCUGUGAAUAUGAAGAUGGAGCUCCGUGUUUAGGUCUCAUACAUUAAUCCUGGGUGUUAGUUGGUAAAAAUAUUUUUCCUGCCUUCUUACAUGCUUCUGGCUGCUGCAGCGAAGUUUUUCUCUUCUUUCCUUUCCGCAUCUAUGGUCACAAAAGUAUCAACAUUCUGUUCUAAGUUGGCCAUUUUGGGCUAGAAUGGUUGUUCUUUUGGGGUUUAAAUGAAAUGUACAAUGGCAGAAGUUCAAUCACCCCUCAGUGCUCAGCCAAGCAGACUAGGAAAA
Lycium ferocissimum is the source of this 2808-nucleotide messenger RNA. RefSeq names its product putative pentatricopeptide repeat-containing protein At3g16890, mitochondrial. The coding region runs from base 93 to 2147 and encodes 684 amino acids. The transcript is spliced from 3 exons. Lineage: Eukaryota; Viridiplantae; Streptophyta; Magnoliopsida; Solanales; Solanaceae. Gene Ontology annotation, molecular function: protein binding. The record is from RefSeq and is a predicted model, not a curated record.